Messenger RNA from Cornus florida, 870 nucleotides. RefSeq names its product protein PHLOEM PROTEIN 2-LIKE A9. The transcript has 3 exons. The coding region runs from base 140 to 673 and encodes 177 amino acids. The record is from RefSeq and is a predicted model, not a curated record. Lineage: Eukaryota; Viridiplantae; Streptophyta; Magnoliopsida; Cornales; Cornaceae.
CACUACUUCUUUUCAUUCGUGUAUAUAUAUAUAUAUAUAUACAACCUGCUAAUCUAUAUAUCCUUCAAUUUCAUACAGAAGCUUGAACAAAAAAGGUACUCAAUCGCACUGUCUAGCUUGCUCUAUUUGCUUGCCUCCUAUGGCUUCAAACAAUCCUCAUUACGAGGCAGACCCCACGGCAAAAGAGGUUAUAAAACGGGAUCCGUAUGAUUGUAAAAUUUUUCCUAGAGGACUUAAUAUUGUAUGGGGCAAUGACGAUCGUUAUUGGCGCAUGACAACGAAUAAAAAUGAGAGUGUAGCAGAAUUACUACAAGUGUGUUGGCUUGAGGUAUCGUGUUCAAUUCCUCUGGUUCUUAAAAAAAGGUACCAAAUUGGGUUCACAGUGUCAUUGACAUCCGAUGCAUUUGGAUGGAGUGGUUGUCAUGUCUUCAUCAUGGCUAAGCUAGGGAAAAAGGGAAAAUACAUUUGGAAAAAACUGCUUUUAACAACUCAAACCGAUAAAGCUGAAUUCCAAAUUCCAGAGGAAAAUUUGUUCAUGGAGGUUCCAUCUCAAGUUGCUUCCGAAGACGACAGAACGCUUUAUUUUGGCUUGUAUGAAGUAUGGAGUGGCAAGUGGAAAGGAGGUUUGCGAAUUCACCAUGCAUUCAUUAAAGAGACACCACCACCUAAGUGAAGAUCGAUACACACACACACACACACACACACACACACACACUACAUACUACUAUAUAAUAAGUGUCCAGCCUCAUAACGUCCAAAACAAAGGAAACCAUAUAUAUAUUAUGUAGCCUUGAUUUGAAUAAUUGUAUUGCUUGUUAUUACCCAAAAAAAUAGUUGUAUUGCUUGUUAACUAAUAAAGAAAAAUAAGAA